Molecule: messenger RNA, 6564 nt
Organism: Mustela lutreola (European mink)
Lineage: Eukaryota; Metazoa; Chordata; Mammalia; Carnivora; Mustelidae
Exons: 7
Coding region: 4283-5497 (404 amino acids)
Source: RefSeq, a predicted model, not a curated record
CGGAGUCCGGUUGUGGUGGUGCUGGGGGCGGGGGGGUGGGGUCUAGGGCAGCAUCCCAAACACAGUGACAGGUGGCCAAGGACCGGAGGUUAAGAGCUGCCUCUCUAGCGGAAGUCAGGCCCCUGAGCACUGGGUCAUCUGCUGCUGGGGUGGGGGCCCCAGCCUCCCUGUUUUCUCCUAUCUCUGUACCAAGUGGAGCCACAAAGAAGGAGCAACACAAGCAAGAAAAAUCAGACCGUGAAAGGUUUCUGAGAAUUUCUGAACCAUCUGGAAGAGGUUCAGGACCUGUUCUCCCUUCUGGAAAGGUAAAGAAUCUGCCCCCUUCUCCCCUGGGUGGGCCUUCCUGAGUCUACGGUGUGACCCCUGGGCUGCAGAGAAUAGCCUCUGGGGCUGUUUGUGGGGACCGGGAGGAGGGGUACAGACUGUGACCAAAGCCCCGGGCUGAGGGACAGCAGGAACAUUGGCAAAUUGACAAAGGCAACAAAGGCAAAUUGACAAAGGUCUGUCUCUAGCAUGGUGAGCGGGUAGCAAUGUCAGGCCUGGGAGGGCAGAGGGAUGACAGAGCUACAGGGCUAGCGGUGGAGAGGGGAUGUGGUCCUGCUACUUGUGUCCCUCCUUACCUGUCCUCAAGGGCCCUUUGUGACCAGACCACAGCUCUGUGAUGUGGGCAUGGGGCUUGUGUCUGCAUGGACACACCCAGGGCUCAGUUGCCAGAGGGCAGCCAUGUAAUCGGUCCCUAACUCUCAGGGCUCAGUUACCUGAGGGUAGCAAUGCGAUUGGACAUUAAAACUUUUUAGAGGGAAGAGAUGGAGAAUUAUCUCUUCCCUCAGGAAUUCCUUACUGAUGGUUGGCUGAGCCCCAGUCCCACUCGCUGGGCAGUUAAUGCCAACUUUGCCUUUGUGUGUGGACUAGGGCUUUUCGUCUUCUUACACUCUUAUUUCCAGCCUGAUCCAUCCUCAGCACGAGGCAAGAAACACAGGAAGAGCAGGAAGGUAAGGAACCCUCAUCCCAGACCCAGCAGACUGUAACUCGAUCAUCUUUUCUAUUAUUCUUUCCACUUUUCCGAGUCACUGGAGAGACUCACAAAAUGGGAAAGAAUAGAAUGGGUAUUCUCAGGAAAGAGAAGACCACCAUCCAUUCAAGACAAGCCAGACCAGGCAAGGGUUAGAGGGACAUGAGGAUUUCUCCCUGAAGAUCUCCAGCCGGAGUCCGGUUGUGGUGGUGGGGGGGGUGGGGUCUAGGGCAGCAUCCCAAACACAGUGACAGGUGGCCAAGGACCGGAGGUUAAGAGCCGCCUCUCUAGCGGAAGUCAGGCCCCUGAGCACUGGGUCAUCUGCUGCUGGGGUGGGGGCCCCAGCCUCCCUGUUUUCUCCUAUCUCUGUACCAAGUGGAGCCACAAAGGAGGAGCAACACAAGCAAGAAAAAUCAGACCGUGAAAGGUUUCUGAGAAUUUCUGAACCAUCUGGAAGAGGUUCAGGACCUGUUCUCCCUUCUGGAAAGCCUGAUCCAUCAUCAGCAUGAGGUAAGAAACACAGAAAGAGCAGGAAGGUAAGGAACCCUCAUCCCAGACCCAGCAGACUGUAACUCGAUCAUCUUUUCUAUUAUUCUUUCCACUUUUCCGAGUCACUGGAGAGACUCACAAAAUGGGAAAGAAUAGAAUGGGUAUUCUCAGGAAAGAGAAGACCACCAUCCAUUCAAGACAAGCCAGACCAGGCAAGGGUUAGAGGGACAUGAGGAUUUCUCCCUGAAGAUCUCCAGCCGGAGUCCGGUUGUGGUGGUGGGGGGGGUGGGGUCUAGGGCAGCAUCCCAAACACAGUGACAGGUGGCCAAGCACCGGAGGUUAAGAGCUGCCUCUCUAGCGGAAGUCAGGCCCCUGAGUACUGGGUCAUCUGCUGCUGGGGUGGGGGCCCCAGCCUCCCUGUUUUCUCCUAUCUCUGUACCAAGUGGAGCCACAAAGAAGGAGCAACACAAGCAAGAAAAAUCAGACCGUGAAAGGUUUCUGAGAAUUUCUGAACCAUCUGGAAGAGGUUCAGGACCUGUUCUCCCUUCUGGAAAGCCACCUGGAGAGGCUCUCUGACCAGGGUGGCUUUCACCAGUUCUUACAUCAAGCAGCCCCUGAGUAGGUGCACCAAGGUGUGCCAGUUGGAGCCCAUCAGCCAUGCAGGGAGCCUCUGGAAGAUGCUACUCCCGCUCUCGUGCCAUCACCUGCCUUAACUCCAGUGAUGGGAUCCCCUCGGCCUCUGGCCUCCACCCUGUUAGCAGGACCAAUGACCUCCUCAAUUUCCAUUGCUUCACACUCCUUCCUGACUUCUUCCUGGCUAGGAGAGCCUUUCUCCCCCGGGAUGGCUUUCCACACCAGCCACUUGCUCUUCCCCCUUCCCCACCAUGUCUCUCUCUUUCAGAGACCUCUCCUGAGCCUCUGAUAGCCUCCUUGGCCCCAGAGUGGGGGGCAAGUCACACUCUCCCUCAGUGUGACUCAAGGGCACCCCUGCCAUGCGUCAUCCCACAGAGCUCUGCUCUACACAUGCCUUGGUCAGCUGACAGGUCAACUUCUCCUGUCCCAGCCAUCUCAGGCCUGGGCCGCUCACACUGCUCCAUUCCGGCCCUGUCCUGGUGGCAGGCAGCUGCCAAUGCCUGGAACCUGUCCACUUCAACACGCUUGGAGUCCUAUCAAGUGCCUCUGUCCCAUGGCCCACCAGUCGCCUUGUUCUGGGGAGACCCCACACAUAGGAAGAGACUAGGAUCCCCCUCUUCCAUCAGCCUGGACAUCCAGAAGCUUAUGGAAUUACUCAUUGCCAAGAGAAAAGAACUGAGGUCUUGGAGGGAGAAGGACAAGAAAGAAAGGUCAAAAUACCAGUUGACCUCUUCCUGUGAGAAUGUUCAAGUCCCCAGGUGAUGGGCAGGACACCAUGGGCCGCCCGUCCUUCUGGAGCAUGAGGGGCAAAGCAAAACAGCUGCUUGGUCCUGAGAAGCCCCCACAUCCCAAGAUUCCAAGAGACAAUUUAGAGCAGAAAUGCCUCUAGCUCUUCUGGGGUCUCCCCUUUCUGCACAGCGAGUCCCUGGAGGCCACUAUCAGGGUGACCGAUCCCCCACUGGAGUUCCCGUCUGUCAUAUUCAAUGAGCUCUCUCAUGCCCUGCCACUCCAGAUUCAGGGCAACAUGGCUCCAUGCCUCUCCCUGACCCAAGACUUAAAUGACCCUUUGGCACAGCCCCAACCCUUGACCCUGAGAUUGUCCCAUACCCUGCCCCUUCCUCCAUCUCAGCCCCAACCCCUCCCUUUGACUCAGCCCCAGCCCCUCCCUCUGUAUCAGUCCAUGCCCCAGCCCCUCCGACUCAGCCCCAGCCCCUCCCACUGGACCCCAACCCUUGACCCUGAGAUUGUCCCAUACCCUGCCCCUUCCUCCAUCUCAGCCCCAACCCCUCCCUCUGACUCAGCCCCAACCCCUCCCUCUGGAUCAGUCCCAGCUCCCACCUCUAACUGAGCCCCAGAUGCAGGUAGGCCUUACACCCUCUGUCCCAGUUGGAAGCUCCUCUCUUCCACCCGAGAUGUGGAAGUAUGAGGUGUCUUGCCCUAUAGCCCAGAAGACACUGUCUUACAUGCCAACUACUUUUCAAAACCUGGAAUGUUGAAAAGAUCUCAGCAAGUCUUUACCCAAGGUCCUCCUGGCCUUCUGCAGGGUGAGGGCCAUGGGUCAGUCUCUAUCCUUCCUGGAGAAUUGAUCGACUCUGAGCUCUGGGAGCAACCGGAUUGACACCUUUGGAAGAGGCUCAUGAAGCAAGGAAGGGGCCCAUCCUGCAGGAUCCAGCUAUCCCUAGAGAUACAGCCUCACCAAGAGUUCCAGAAGGUGCCCCAGGCGCACAGCUGGCACAGUCCCAAGGCUGAGUCUGAGUCUACGAAUGGAAGCUGCCAGGCCACACAGAAGACUGGGUCCAGGUACUCAGGAAGGACCGUGCCAGGAAAAAGAGUGGGCAUGGAUUCAAGGUCCAGUGCAGGGAGGAUCCAGAAAGAUCUACACAAGGGCUCAGCGAGCUCUCCAGAGAAGGCUCCAGGAAGAAAUCUUGAGGUGUCAGACACAGACAUGAAGCCCUCCACAAGCAGUACAGAUGAGAAGCACCUAGAGAAGGACCUGAGAGCCCAUUUCAGAAAGUUGGGGCAGUUCAGAGAGGGUCAGAUGCCUUUGGAUGUUCAUCUUUCCAGGCUUUCUGGCCACCAUGCCUCGGACCUUCCUGGAAAGCCGAGCCCUCCUACGACUUUUCCAUCCUCAGUCCAUAUGCUCAGCGGAUGCUAAAAGCACAUAUCAAAAGGCUCAGGGUGAAGCACCGUUGGGGCCUCCCCCUCAAGGUUCUCAACACUAUAAACCUCUUCAAGUUGAAGAAGGGCUUCCUCUUCUUCCAGUCCUUCCCUUCCCGCUCAGCCACCUGCAUAUCCAAGGCUGGCUUAGGCACCAAGUUCGUGGGAAAUCCUUCUCAGUCCUAUCAAGGAGAGGUGAUGAAAGAGUCUUAUCCCACCUGGGGGGGGGGUCCCCUUGGUGCUCCCCAGCUUACAUGUGAGGAAAUCCAGCAGGCUCUGGAAGGGAACUCACCUGGGGGUGGCCCUCUAGCUGGACAGGGGCCCAGGCCACCUUCUCGGACCUUCACAUACAGCUUUGUGGGCAGAAUCUGGCACAAUGAGACUGCCUCUAAAAUACUUAUGAACAGCAACUUGGAGUCAAGUCCAAGUCCAGCAAUGGCCACAAAGGAGCUAAGGAGGGUGAAUGGGGGUCUGGCCUCAUGGGACAUGACCAUGCCAGAGCUCAACUUAGAGCCCCAGAAUCUGAGUGCCAAAGAGCCUGGGGAGGUGGGGGAGUUCAAGGAGGCCCCUGCCUGGGGAGUCACCUUAGAAUCCUGUGUGCUGGCCAACAACCAAGGCCUCCGUGGCAAGCUGAGAAGUUCAGGGUCUUCAGGGAAAAGUGACAGUCCCUUGCAAUGUACAAAGUUGAGGCAGAGGACUGGAAGAUUCCCUUCAAAAGGGCAAGGCUUCAUCAUCCCUGGCAGGUCAGCCAUGGACAGCACUUCUGCGGAGGCUCAGGUGGUCGUGAGGGCUGUUGGGCGUAUUGUAGAGGAGAAAAUGUUGCCUUACCAGGGACUCAGGGUCCUGGAGGUCGGCUGGUGCAAAAAGGAUCUCCAGGCUUCGGCAGACCCCGAUGUCUGCUACCACAGGGUUCUCUCCUACCAAGAGCAGAGGAGAGUCAUGAGGGAGACAGCAAGUCCACAGGGCACCCCCAGGGGCCACAACUAUACCAACAAGACUGAGUGGAUCGGGUGGCCCUUCCCCACCAGGGUGCCAGAGUGCCCGAGCAGACCCUGCCAGAAUGAGGUCCCUGGUGCUGGGUCCUUCAGGCCCUACCCUGCAGGCCCAUUGACCCAGGCAGUUCACCUGGCCAACCAGUGUGUGCUUCUCAUGCCUUUCCCAGCAGGACAACUUUCUUCCAAGAAAAAACACAAACGGUGCAGAUAAAAACUUUUUUUCCUCACGUUAGUACAUCAUCUACGGUCUAAUGGCUUCUUCAUACCACAGUUACUUAGCUUCCCCAAAAUAAUUUUAUUUUUUUUUUCCCUCAUGAGUGGCACUGGCCUCUGUGUGUGGCACUGGCCUCUGUGUGUGCCCUGCUGCAUUGGGAGGGAAGGAUCAGGGUCUGCUCUCCCUGAGGACGUGUUUUGGCUUCCAGAAUGAAUGGGGCCUUGGAGGACGGUUUAUCUCGGGGGUCCACCCUGCUCCCUUCCUCCCUCUCCUUCAGUUUCCAUGAAAAGGUGAACAAGACCCAGACCAGGACCUCGCUCUACACAUCCUUUCCUGCUUUCCCUCCACCUGGAGCUUGUGUGGCUUUAGGGAGGGUUUGCCAAGGCAGAAAUCCUGCGUAGGCUUUAGGAAGAUGGAAUCCUAGGUCAGAGUGGGGCCCGCAGUUGGGAGACACAAGGCUGGCCUUGAGGGCAGAGGUGAGAAAUCCUGCCCCACCCCCCACAGUCUCCUGCAGCGAGUAGAGGAGGGCCACCCCAGGAGCCUUCUCACCCCAGGGAGUCCCAUCUUAGCUCCCUCAGCCUCUGUUCUCACACAGAGUUGCAAGGCACAAACUUGAACCUGGUGUUGAGGGUGUGUGGGGCCUGCCACAGAAAUCACCAGGGACCCACAUUCCCAGACCCAGGGCACUGAAGGGGCCUGACCACCAGCACCCUCUUCCCCUCUUGGGGGAUUGAGGGAGUGUGGCUGUGGGCAGGGGUCCCUAUACUUAGGGUGGGAUGCCAGGAAGGAGGUCAAGUGACAGAGUGUGCCCAUGCCUGAUAUGAGGACUGAAGACCCUUGGUUUCCCACUGCCACCUAUGGGCCCAGAGGGGAGAAGUUAGAGGUCCUGCGGGGACAGUCUACGCCCCACUGCAGCUGCCAAUUCCAGGGGUGGGGGGGUUGGGGGAGUGGUGUGGGGGUUGUACAGAAGCCACGCAAGCUACUACACAAACUGCCAGGUGCCCAGAGGCAGCAAGGCCUUCAGGCAGAGAAGUUAAUUUCUGCAUAAUCUGAUAAGCUUGUAG